Molecule: messenger RNA, 3979 nt
Organism: Bufo gargarizans (Asiatic toad)
Lineage: Eukaryota; Metazoa; Chordata; Amphibia; Anura; Bufonidae
Product: lysophosphatidic acid receptor 1-B
Exons: 5
Coding region: 600-1706 (368 amino acids)
Biological process (GO): neurogenesis; phospholipase C-activating G protein-coupled receptor signaling pathway
Cellular component (GO): membrane
Molecular function (GO): lysophosphatidic acid receptor activity
Source: RefSeq, a predicted model, not a curated record
CCCCAGACAUUACAGCUCAGUCUCUGUGCUCUCAUCCCACACUCUUUAAUCCCAGCCUUGAGGUUGGCAGCAAAGUCUCUACAGAACCUGGAGUGCAAGUGAUUUCUUAUGUGAAAAUCAAGGAGAAACAAAGAAGAACCAAGCUGGGUCCCACCUUGUCUUUCACCCCUCCUGCCCAGAUACUUAAUCACACUUGGCAGUGCUAUUUCUUUUCGGUAGUGACCUAGAAUUUGGAGAAUCUACAUUCCUUUUUUAAGUAUUCUCUUCUUGUUCAGCUGCAUGCUCUAAAAUGCUGUUCCAAGUACUUUGUGGAUCUGUUUCGCAGUGACGGAAUUGGGAGACAGUUUGUCUGGAGUGACUUAGAGAAAGGGAAAGAAGAUCUGCUGAGGUUUUUCUCUCUGGCUCGAAUCUUGGGUUGAAAUAUUGCAACGUGGAUCUCUAAGCAGAGAGCUAAAACAGGACAGUCUUUAAAAUUCACUAGAAAGAACCGUGGUAAUCAAUACAAGACCAACGUGCAGCUCUAAAUAGUUGUCAGUAUGACUGAGAUUUGACCUAAUUUGGUUGAGAGCGUAAUAUCAGAUCCAUCCUGCUGCCCCAAGAUGGCUACACUGUCUGAGUUUGUUACUGAGCCCAUUGGCAUGAUGUCUCAGUCUCAGACUUCUUCAGCGAGUGAUCACCAAUGCUACUACAAUGAAACAAUAGCUUUUUUCUACAACCGAAGUGGAAAACCUCUUGCCACGGAAUGGCAUACUGUCAACAAGCUAGUUAUGGGACUUGGCAUCACUGUAUGUAUAUUCAUCAUGUUAGCCAACUUACUGGUUAUGGUGGCUAUUUAUGUAAAUCGACGUUUCCACUUUCCUAUUUAUUACUUGAUGGCAAACUUGGCCGCUGCAGACUUCUUUGCAGGACUAGCUUACUUUUACCUAAUGUUUAACACGGGUCCUAACACUAGAAGAUUGACUGUAAGCACAUGGCUACUGCGACAGGGUCUGAUUGACACUAGCUUGACUGCUUCUGUAGCCAAUUUGCUUGCCAUUGCCAUAGAAAGGCACAUUACAGUAUUCAGAAUGCAGCUGCACACCCGAAUGAGCAACAGAAGAGUGGUCGUGGUGAUAGUGGUCAUCUGGACUAUGGCUAUUGUGAUGGGGGCAAUACCAAGCGUUGGAUGGAAUUGUAUCUGUGACCUUGAGCACUGUUCCAACAUGGCUCCACUCUACAGUGAUUCUUACUUAGUCUUCUGGGCUAUAUUCAACUUGGUCACCUUCGUGGUUAUGGUAGUUCUCUACGCACAUAUAUUUGUAUACGUCAGGCAGAGGACUAUGAGGAUGUCAAGGCACAGCUCUGGUCCCAGGAGAAACCGUGAUACUAUGAUGAGUCUACUGAAAACCGUUGUCAUUGUUUUAGGAGCCUUCAUUAUUUGUUGGACCCCAGGCCUGGUUCUGUUACUACUUGACGUGUGUUGUCCACAAUGCAACAUUCUGGACUAUGAGAAGUUUUUCCUACUACUGGCUGAAUUCAACUCUGCUAUGAAUCCCAUCAUUUACUCCUACCGGGACAAGGAAAUGAGUGCCACAUUCAAACAGAUCCUGUGUUGCCAAAGAACAGAAAGUACAAAUGGCCCCCAAGAAGGAUCUGACCGAUCUGCAUCCUCACUUAACCAUACCAUUUUGGCUGGUGUGCACAGCAAUGACCAUUCUGUUGUUUGAACUGGGACAGUGCAGGUCGAAAGUCAGGACCACGUAGACCAUAUUGGAGUGUGUGUGUCACUGCAGGAUGCUGCAGAACCAGCAUAAGGACAGGAACACAUUCUUUUACUAUUCCUCAACAGGCUAACUCCAAACUUAUUGAAAUGAAUGUCUAAUACUGCACAAUAGCAGCUCACCCGUAUAGAACAUGUUUAUGAAAUUUUAAACUGCCGUUUCCAUAGAAAAUAGUUCAAUACAAAACAAAUAGUAAAAAAAAAUUGUAAUAUAAUCCAUGAAAAAAAAGCCUACAUUUUAGUCCCAUCAGCAUGCCUGUGAUGGACGCUGUUUUGGAGUGGUUUGUUAACAUUUCUAUAGCUGCACUGCCUUAAAGGGGGAAAAAAAAAAGGGAAGAAAAUAGAUAUUUUUCUAAUAUAAACAAAAGCAUUGUGCUAGUUUUUGUUGUGUGUAGUCUUUCUCUGUUAUGAUGUUUUAUUUUAUAAAUAUAUAAUUUUUUUUAUUUUGUACUUUUUUUUUUUUUUUUCUAGAUGAGGCAUUUGUAUGACGUUAAAGAAAUGCACAACACCUGUCAUAACCUCUAGACAAAUAAACCGGAUUCCAAGUAGCCAAGAUUAACCUUGUAAUGUGUGCUCGUGUGAUAAUGGGAGCUGUAGUAUAAUAAUGCUGAUUUAGGUAGCAUUCACAUUCGACAAAGUUGUCGCGUUUAUAAAGGUUUCUGAGGGACCAUACUCCUACUUGGCCACCUGGUGGGUUGAAAUCUACAAAUAUGGUAGUCAGUAUUCUGUUACAGGCAUCCUACUGUACAUUUUCUUUGUAGUGCCAAAGAUUUUGGCACGGUUUCAGUAUUUUCUUUGAGUGUAUGGAUUGUGUCUAUUUCUAAGCUUAUCUGAAUAUUUAUAUAAAGUGGAGAGCAACUCUGGUUAUUCUUAUCACUCUUGGCGGAGCAAGAUUUAACUACAGUCUCUCCUCCGCACGGGCACAACUGUAGAAUGUUCAGUGGUUAUGUUCGACCUAGAUCUAGAAGCCUAAUGUUCCCUCUACAUGGGAUGAAGAUCUAGCAGAUUGUCAGGAAGGAAGCGUUCCUUCCCAACAAUCUGCUAAUCGCUAGCAGAGGAGACCAGUGCAUUUACAUGUAGCAAACUCUUCCAGAGUAUGGGGAGGAGUGAUCGCUAAUGCCAUCGCUCUUCCCUGUAUUGUCUCGUUGAUUCACGGCAGCAUAUUGUGUUUACACAGGAUGAUCCGCCACUGGGAAAUGAUCAUCUUUUGUGCUGCACAAAAGAUACAAUUACCCGAUAAACGAGAGUUUUGCUUGUUCAUCGGGUAAUCAGCAUUUAAACCGCAAGAUCGUUGAUAACGAGUGUUACUAGUAACGCUGGUUAGCAAUGAUUGUUUCAACGGUCAGCCGGUGUAAAGGGCCCAUAAGCAGUAGUCUAACAAUAGGUGGUUCAAAGAUUGUGGCUGUGCCUAGACCCAGGUUUAAGAAGGCCCAUAAAAGGAGCCUACUAGUACUAUAAGUUACAUGUGAUAGUUGAGAGGUCCAGUUACAGAUAUUACAGAGUUAUGCCUCCGACAUUACAGCAAGCCACCCACAGGCCGGUCCUCCUCUUCCUUGUUCCAUUUUAAAAUAUUGAAAAUGUGGCACUAAUAAGCAUUGGACCCUAGGGGUUCUAGGAUUAGGCUAUGCAAUAUUUAAGUAUUAUUGGGGAAAUGAAGGAAACAGAAACCUAUUUAAGAUAUUAUGGUGUAGGUAACAAGAUAUUUUUGCAAGACUGGCAAAUUAUGGCUUUCUUUUUAUAUAUUUGCAGGGAGAUACUUCCACCUAAAAUUCAAUCUGAGCAUUAAUAUGCAGAGAAAAUUGACUAUGAUGACAACAAAGAAAAAUGACCCUAUCGCUACAAAAAAGGAGGAUCCCCAAUAUUAAGGGGGGGUUUCCAAGAUUCUGAUAUUAAUGACGUACCUUAGCCUUACUCACUUGAAUGGGACUGAGAUGACCCUAGGACAUGUGACUGGUGAACGUGACAUCACUGAUCUAGGAAGAGGUCGCGGCGUUCACCAAAGCACCGCAGCUUGUUCAAACAGCUGAUCAGCUCAAGAUAGGUCAUCAGUAUCAAAAUCUUUGACAACCCCUUUGACAGUGCUGAUCAGAUUCAGGAAAUUUUUAUGUUGGUUGAUCCAAUGGUUCCAAUCAUUUGCACGUAUUGAUUAUCACAACAUUGUGACUAGAGAUGAGCGAAUUUCCGCUUAUGAAAUUUGUUCACACUUCGUUUGUUGGUAAA